GCGGCACAGAAAACAGAGAGCACACCGCACCGCACCACCGGCCCGCUCCUGUCUUCGGCGUCGUCGUCUCGUCCGCCACCUCAUGUGGCCGCCGCCGAGAUAUGCCUCGUAGCCCCGGCGUCAGCAGCAGCAGCCGCAGCCACCGCCCCCUCCUCCGCGCCGUGCCCACGCCGCCCGCGUCCCCCGCCCCGCCGCCGCCGCCGCGGCCAUGGCCAUGCCGUUCGCGCGGCGCGACAUCGAGGCGGCGGGCGCCGGCAGCGACGACUCGCCGGCCGCGAAGAAGGGCAAGCCGGAGCUCCCCGGGGCGCGCCCCACGCUGACGCGGUCGGAGGCGCUCGCCUUCGCGGCCGUGCUCGCGCUCUUCACCGCGGGGAUCUUCUGCGUCUUCCUCACCGCGCCACGGCACGAGUUUGGGCAGAUCCUCCGCCUCCCGCGCAGCCUCGCCGACGUCCGCCUCCUCAAAGACAACCUCGCCGUUUAUGCGAGAGAUUAUCAAGCGAACUUUAUAUUGGGCUAUUGCUCGAUAUACAUAUUCAUGCAGACAUUCAUGAUCCCCGGAACAAUAUUCAUGUCUUUACUUGCCGGGGCUCUUUUUGGAGUGAUUAAAGGUGGCAUUUUGGUUGUCUUCACUGCCACAGCUGGUGCAUCGUCUUGCUAUUUUGUCUCCAAGUUGAUUGGCAGACCCUUGGUUAGUUGGUUGUGGCCCGAAAAAUUGAGAUAUUUCCAGUCAGAGAUUGCUAAGAGGAAAGAAAAGCUGUUGAACUAUAUGCUUUUUCUGAGAAUAACACCAACUUUACCCAACACAUUCAUAAGUAUGGCGUCACCCAUUGUUGACAUACCUUUCCAUAUUUUCUUUGCUGCAACACUUGUUGGCCUCAUCCCAGCAUCUUAUAUUACUGUAAAGGCUGGUAGAGCCCUAGGCGAUCUGAAAUCAGUUAGAGAGUUGUAUGACUUCAAGACAUUAGUGGUUCUAUUCCUUAUUGGAUCUGUUGCUGUCGCUCCAGCAAUCCUGAAAAGGAAGAGAACAUACGAGUGAUGCCUUAGUGCAUCUAAAUACUUUCCUCAGAUGCUCUAAAAUGUAUUAGCACAAUUUUUUUUUACCUUUUUUUGUUUUCUUGAUAUUGUAUACCUAUUCGAUUCUAGCUGUAGAGAUGUAACAUCGAAUGCUUUCUAAUACGAGAUGACCCCAUCAUUUUAUCUGCU
Setaria italica (foxtail millet) is the source of this 1203-nucleotide messenger RNA. RefSeq lists its product as uncharacterized. The transcript has 4 exons. Gene Ontology annotation, cellular component: endoplasmic reticulum. The coding region runs from base 209 to 1036 and encodes 275 amino acids. The record is from RefSeq and is a predicted model, not a curated record. NCBI's taxonomy places the organism in Eukaryota, Viridiplantae, Streptophyta, Magnoliopsida, Poales, Poaceae.